Molecule: messenger RNA, 3210 nt
Organism: Cynara cardunculus var. scolymus (artichoke)
Lineage: Eukaryota; Viridiplantae; Streptophyta; Magnoliopsida; Asterales; Asteraceae
Product: histidine kinase CKI1
Exons: 7
Coding region: 1-3210 (1069 amino acids)
Biological process (GO): phosphorelay signal transduction system; phosphorylation
Cellular component (GO): nucleus
Molecular function (GO): phosphorelay sensor kinase activity
Source: RefSeq, a predicted model, not a curated record
AUGAUCACAUCAAGGCCAUUCUUUUGCUUCAUCCUACUGGCACUCAUCGGGCUGCUUCUAUCAACCUCAUUCAUCCCAUUUGGGGUUUCAAAGAUCAAACAAGUUGAAAAGCAAGUAGAUGUGAUCACCAAGAAAUCUCAUCAAGAGAUAUGGUCUGUCAUACAAAAUGCAGCAACUACUACAUUGCUUCCGAUGAAAUCAUCUGCAACCAAUUUAGCCAAAGUUGCAAACAUGUCGCUGACUGAAACAGACAUCACAUUCUAUGAUAUCCAAGCCAAGGUGGCUCCUUUAUUGUUCCAAGCAAUGGUAACGAUCCCACAUCUGUCACAGAUCUCGUAUAUCAGACAAGAUGGCUUGUUCUUUGCAUUGUACUCCAAAGACCACCACCAAAUCGUUGCCAUCUAUAGUAAUACUUCGUUUUCGAAGGCCACAAGAUCCAGAUUUCAUUAUUUGUGGUACACUCAGCCUGUUAAUUCUGAUACAGGCAAGUUAUAUGGAGAUGCUGUUGUGUUUCCACCUCAACUUUUGAUUAAUGAAACCUGGUUACAACAAGCCUUGAACACUAGAAAUGGAUUUGCUUCAUUGGGGAAGUCGUUGAAUGAUGUCAACAAUCUGCUUGUUCUGAAUACAGCUGGUGUGGAUAAAAAUGGAGUGAUCUCACUCGGGUUUGAGCUCAAAUCGUUGAUAAAUGUGUUCUCCAGCGUUAAACCUCUUGGUGGAGGUCUGUACUUGGCUACGAGAGAUGGGAAGGUACUAACCGAAGGAAUACCAAACACCCGGAUGGUUCUUAAUGGAAAUGGAACAUUUUCUUUUAUGUUAUGGAAAGCAGAUGGAUAUCAAAGUGGUAGCAUCACAUUACAACUUAACUAUGAAACGCCACAAGCGUAUACUUUGGACAUUCCAGGAACAAAAUACACGUUGUACUCUUCCUCGGUUGACAUCAUUGGAAUGCAACUGGGAAUUUUUCAGGUGUAUGUAUUAGCAUUACCAUAUGAAGGAUUGCCAAGCAGGAUGCAUAAAAAUAUCAUAUUUGUAUUCGCGCUUCUUUCAGCAACGUUUGUUAUCGUAGCUAUCUCCAUCUUCAGUUUUGUGGUGUUAACAGUGAGAGCAUCAAGAAAAGAGAUGUGCCUAAGAGCUGCCCUUAUAAAACAAAAGGAAGCAACACAACAAGCAGAAAGAAAGAGCAAGAAUCAUAGUCUUGCAUUUGUUUCUGCAAGCCACGAUAUUCGUGCUUCGCUAGCAGGCAUUGCUGGAUUGUUAGAUUUGUCCAUCAGCAAUGUCCAGCAAGGAUCAGAGUUAGCAGUACACAUGGGACUUAUGCAAAAAUGUACAAGAGAUCUUAAGAGUAUAUUGAACUCUAUUCUGGAUACAAGUAAAAUCGAAGCUGGAAAGAUGCAGCUAGAAGAAAAACAGUUCGACUUGGCAAAUGCACUCGAGAGUGUGGUUGACUUGUUCUAUCCUGUUGGUCUGAAAAAGGAAGUGGAUGUGAUCUUGGACCUCCAAGAUGGUUCUUUGACCAAAUUUUCUCUAGUCAAAGGCGAUGAACGCAAGUUUAAGCAGAUAUUAGCAAACUUACUGAGCAAUGCUAUCAAAUUUACCUCAGAGGGUUAUGUUUCUGUUCGAGCUUGGGUCAGGAAGCCUAGAUUGCAGAACUCGACAUUUGAUUCUUCACACAAUCAAUCUAGAAGAUGCUUAUCGUGCUUCUUUUCUAAUAAUGAUGAAGUGCACGGUGACUUGGAAGCCAUAGAUGAAGUCCGGCAUGAUCCUAAUUUCAUGGAAUUUGUAUUUGAAGUAGAUGACACUGGAAAGGGUAUUCCGAAAGAGAAACAAGCAUCCAUUUUUGAAAACUAUGUUCAGGUUAAAGAAACUGGUCCUCAACUUGAAGGCACUGGCUUAGGCCUUGGAAUUGUCCGAUCUCUGGUACAAUUGAUGGGUGGAGAGAUAAGCAUAGUCGACAAGGAAGUAGGGGAAAAGGGCACAUGCUUCAGGUUCAAUGCUAUCCUUAAGGUUUGUCAAUCUGGUCUAAUUAGCCUUAGCGAAGACGAAAAGACUGUGUCCCCUGGAGACUUGUCGGCAGGGUCAAACACUCCUCUACAUCAUCCCAGACAACUAGAUCAUAAUUCUUCUAUAGUUGUUCUCUUCAUGACUGGUGAUGGAAGGCGGAAGAUGGCACAAAAUUCUCUAGCAGCCCAAGGGAUAAAAGUUGUCGCAGUGAAAAACACAAGACAACUUUCAGAAACUCUCAGGGAGUUUAGACGCGAAGAGAAAAAUGAUUGCUCUUCCAAAUCUGAUUUAAAUUUAAGUUUCGGGUACCUGACCUGGCCCACAUCUCGAGACUCGAAUACAAGAUCAAGGGAAGUUCCUUUAAGUUCCCUGGAUGGGACUGAUAUGUCACCAAUCCGAACGACUAAUACGGUAAGUCUAUCGAAUUUCAUAUUGCUUGUGAUUGACACAACCAAGGCGGACUUCCGUGAGCUAUGUAGGACAACGGCUGAAUUCAGAAAAUACUCCAAAAAUGGUAAUUCUAGAGUUGUAUGGUUAGGUUCUAGGUGCAUCCAACUCCAAGGUCUGGAUGAAAAGAAGCUCCCCCCCUCUGAUAUCAUCAUACCCAUGCCACUCCAUGGAUCCCGUUUAUACUCAUUGAUCGGUCUUCUCCCAGAGUUUGGAGGUAAGUUCUCUAGCCCACCAAAUCAGCGUCAAGCUGGAACAAAAGAAGAGAAUCAUCAUCCACCAAGCAGACAGUUGGAAGUACAAGAAAUAGCUCGGAUUUCUCCCAGCAGUAGUAGCCCUUUGCGAGGGAAAAGAGUGUUGCUGGCAGAAGAUGACGCUGUGCAACAGACGAUCGCCAAGAAGAUCCUUUUGAAGCAUGGUGUGACUAUUGAGACAUGCAGAAAUGGGAAAGAAGCUCUGACUAUGGUCUCCAAAGGGCUGAGUGAUCAAAGAAAUCUUGGAGCUUCACAUAUUCUACCAUAUGAAUAUAUCUUAAUGGAUUAUCAGAUGCCGGUGAUGGAUGGUUGUGAAGCAACAAGACAAAUAAGAUUGAAGGAGAAAGAUUAUGGCGUGCACGCCCCCAUCAUCGGGUUAACAGCUCAUACAGAAGGCGAAGAACUAAACAAGCUGUUUGUAGCUGGAAUCGAUAUUCAUGUAUCUAAACCACUAAACGAGCAGAAGGUAUUGAAAGUGAUUGAAGAUCUCCACAGCAGAAAAUGA